Molecule: messenger RNA, 924 nt
Organism: Caenorhabditis angaria
Lineage: Eukaryota; Metazoa; Nematoda; Chromadorea; Rhabditida; Rhabditidae
Source: the annotation of a GenBank genome assembly
AUGCGAGAUAAAAUUCUACUUUUUUUACUGUUUUUCUAUUUUGUUGAUUCGGCUACGGAUCCAUUGGAAUCAAUUAUCAGAAAUGGAUGGCUUAUGAUAAGAGAUUAUGGCGAAAAGGUUAGUUUUUGAAACUCUAGAAAAUAUUUGAAACUAGAUAAAAUAAAUUUUGUGUCAGAUGAUUUCAAAGAUUGCGAUUCCACAAACUAUGGAUCUUCCCCAGGAUAUUGUCGCUUUCCAAACAGAUUCCAAAACUCUCAACACCUUAUCUCAAAUGAUCAAUACUUGCCCGCAAUCUGUUCCAGUUUCGGAUUUGAGUGGAAUUUGGCACAUUACUCAUGUUAGUAAGCGAUUUCAACAAACAGUAAUUUUUGAUAUUAAUGAAGCAAUUGAAAAAUUGGCAAGUGGAAAGAGUUUAAACUCAAGAAAAUCGUUAUUUACACUUUUCAAAGCGGAACCUACAAUGAGAUGCUUGCAAUUUAAUGGUAAAUUAUUUUCAAUAUUUCCUCCUAAAAACCAAAUACUUUUUUUACAGUUUUGAAUAAUUCUCCAUCUUCUCCUGUUGAAUUCUCCUAUCUCUCUUCAUCUCGUCGCUCAAUAAUUGGAAACCUCGACCGUCCCACUGCAACUCAAACAACUAUUAACCUUGCAAAUACAAUCGAAAUUCCAUUCACUAUUUUAUUCCACACCACAACUAAUACCAAUAACAAAGUUGUGAUUUUUGCACAAACUGAUACACUUCCAACAUCUUGUGAUAAUUUAUUAGUUUUACAAUCAAAUCCAAAUGGAUCAUGGGAAGGAUCAGAUGUGAUAUUAUCCAGUUAUUCGACAUCGACAAAUCCGAUUGUCAAAUUGAAUUAUUGUAAUGAGCAACAAAGAAGUGGACCGAUAAUUAGGCCGGCUUCACAAAAAAGAAGUUGGAAAUAA